Molecule: messenger RNA, 1371 nt
Organism: Torulaspora globosa
Lineage: Eukaryota; Fungi; Ascomycota; Saccharomycetes; Saccharomycetales; Saccharomycetaceae
Gene: STB3
Product: Stb3p
Exons: 1
Coding region: 1-1371 (456 amino acids)
Biological process (GO): positive regulation of transcription from RNA polymerase II promoter by glucose
Cellular component (GO): nucleus
Molecular function (GO): sequence-specific DNA binding
Source: RefSeq, a predicted model, not a curated record
AUGCCAACAGGUGAGGGGAGUUUUGAGACGGGCAAGAAGGGGAUUGUACAGGGACCGAAACCGAUAUCUACGUCUUCACCAGCAGGGUUGGCUGCGGCACAGAUGGUGACGCCGUCGAAACUGUCAGCACUGUUGUUGGAGAGGGGCCCUCUGGCGAUUCGGCAUAUAACGCAGACGUUGGGGGCGGAGAUUCCGAGUUUCAAGGAUUUGUCGUCUUCGAAGCAGCGCAGACUUAUCAUGAGUGCGAUGGAGAGCGGCGACGUAGACAGCAGCGUUGUGUUUGAGAAGAUCGGCUGGGGCCAGUGGUCGGCCAAGGUGGUGGAGGCGGAGAAUUUUGCCAAAGAGAGAGAGUUGACGAAUGCGGCGAACGCCAAGGUGAAGGAUAUAGUGGCACAGGAGAGCCAGAGGAGAAGAAGCAGUAGUAGCCAUAACCGGGGCAAAAAACAGCCGCUGGCUUCGCUGGCUGCGGGCAAAAACGGAGAUGGAGGGGUGGUUUAUAUCGACGAGAACCCACUGGCCUCCGAGGACGAGGACGAGCCCUUUGGACGCGAGGAGGAAGACGGCAACGAGGACGAGGAUGAUGAUCUUGUCAAGAGCGACGAUCCGUACAGCUUCAGAAGGAGGAAAUCGAGCGUGGUGUUUGCGGACUCGUCCCCCGAAGGCGUGGAACACGAGCUGCUGGCACAACGCGUGAGACCGCUACUAAAGGGAAAGCGUGGUGGCAGGAGAUCGAGCUCAAAGAUGGCCAACUCAUCGGUCUUCAAGCCCGGCGUUCACCUCGAUCACCCCAACGGUGGCUCCAGCAAUAGCGCGGCCGUCUCGCUAUCGGCAACGCCGACGAUGAUCGAUCUAGAGCAGAUCUCAAACUCGUUGAGCGAGUCAUCGUCAAGGAGGGAAUCCCGCGUGUCGUUCUCGAAAGAGUCUAGCAUACGAUCUACGCUUCUCCCGCACAAGAACUACCACUGGAUCCCCACGUCGUCGCCGCGAUUGACAUAUCAAACAUCCACUCAGGCCCCACCGCUCCUGGCAGCUUCGCAGGGAAGCAACAGGAAAAGACAACAUAGCGCUAAGCCGUCGCACAAGACCGACAGGCACUCGGACACAGACGAAGAGGAUUGGGCCGCCAUGGGCGCUGCGACACUGCGGAACAACAGCGUCCCACCCAAGAUGGACACCGUGGCCACGUCGCCGAACGGGUUCGUAGCCCCGAAGGUGAUCGACACUUCAGAGAUCCCCGGCUUCGAGCACCAGCUACCGCCGCCCGCGGUGCGCACGGGCCGCGACGACCAGCAACAGCAAUCGCAGCCAAGAGCAGGCCAAAGCGAGGACAGCAGCGAUGCAGCAAAGCUGCUAAUGAGCCUAAAAUCCUGA